This is a messenger RNA of Hipposideros armiger (great roundleaf bat), 3555 nucleotides long. RefSeq names its product nuclear receptor coactivator 4 (gene NCOA4). The coding region runs from base 88 to 2019 and encodes 643 amino acids. The record is from RefSeq and is a predicted model, not a curated record. Lineage: Eukaryota; Metazoa; Chordata; Mammalia; Chiroptera; Hipposideridae. Gene Ontology annotation, molecular function: transcription coactivator activity. The transcript has 10 exons. Gene Ontology annotation, biological process: response to hormone; intracellular iron ion homeostasis.
GUGUGGCGUGAGGCGUGGGAGGAAGGUUGUGCUCUCGCGAGAAAUCUGUCUUUGGGCCCUUGGUUUCUGUCUGGUUUGUGUCUGUCCAUGGAAGGUCCCCUCGGAUUGCCCGGAGUUGCAUUUGGAGCUGGAGCAGUGAGCAGAAUGAGUACUUCACAGGACCAGAAUGGCUCCAGUGCUAGAGAACCCCUUGUGAGGUGUUGUGAUGCACGGAGGGACUUGGAGCUUGCGAUUGGUGGAGUUCUCCGGGCUGAACAGCAAAUUAAAGAUAACUUGCGAGAGGUCAAAGCCCAGAUUCACAGCUGCAUAAGCCGUCACCUGGAAUGCCUUCGAAGCCGUGAGGUGUGGCUGUACGAACAGGUAGAUCUCAUCUAUCAGCUUAAAGAGGAGACACUUCAGCAGCAGGCCCAACAGCUCUACUGGUUACUGGGCCAGUUCAAUUGUCUUAUUCAUCAACUGGAGUGCACCCAAAACAAAGAUCUAGCCAAUCAGGUCUCUGUGUGCUUGGAGAGACUGGGCAGCUUGACCCUCAAACCUGAAGAUUCGACUGUCCUGCUCUUCGAAGCAGACAUAGCAGCUCUGCGCCAGGCCAUUACCACGUUUGGGUCCCUGAAGACCAUCCAAAUUCCUGAGCACUUGAUAGCUCAUGCUAGUUCAUCAAAUGUUGGGCCCUUCCUGGAGAAAAGAGGCUCUGUAUCAUUGCCAGAGCAGCAGAAGUCAGCAUCCGGCACUCCAGCUGUCCCUCUCAGUGAAUGGCUUCUUGGAAGCAAACCUGCCAGUGGUCAUCAGGCUCCUUACAUACCCAGCACCAACCUCCAGGACUGGCUCACCCAAAAGCAGACCUUGGAAAAUAGUCAGACUUCUGCCAGAACCUUCAGUUUCUUCAGUAAUGUCUGGGGCAACCUAAAGGACUUGGAAAAGUGGCUCCACAAGAGUCAGCAACAAGAAGUUCCCGAAAAACCAAGUUACCAAAGGUGUACCAGCUGUUCUACCACCGGCUCCUUCUCUGAUAUUGAGAAGGUUGCUGAUCUAGAGCUUCUUGAUCAAGAUGAAGUGGACCUUUCUGAUUGGCUGGUGACACCCCAGGAAUCCCGUAAGCUGGAGAAGCCUGAGAAUGGCAGCAGUGAAACCAGUGAGAAGUUUAAGUUCUUGUUCCAGGUGUUCCAGGAGUCCUACAGUGUGAAUGAUUGGCUUGUCAAACCUGAUUCGUGUACCAAUUGUCGGGGCAACCAGCCCAAAGGCGUGGAGAUUGAAAACCUGGGCAAUCUGAAGUGCCUGAAUGACCACAUGGAGGCCAAGAAACCCUUGUCCACUCCCAGCGUGAUCACUGAGGAUUGGCUUGUCCAGGACCAUCAGGACCCGUAUAAAGUAGAAGAUGUCUGCAAAGCCAAUGAGCCCUGUAUGAGCUUUGCAGAGUGUGUGUGUGAUGAAAACUGUGAGAAGGAAGCGCUCUGUAAGUGGCUGCUGGAGAAAGAAGGAAAGGAUAAAAAUGGGGUGCCUGUGGAACCAAAACCUGAAGUUGAGAAGCGUAUCGAUCCUCUGAACAUGUGGCUCUGUCCUUCCAGAAAAGAGACAGCAGAACAAGCUAAGGCACCAAAGGCAAUGGCUCCUUCUAGAAUUGCUGAUUCCGUCCAAGUCAUAAGGAACAGUCCCCUGUCUGAGUGGCUCAUCACACCCUCAUGCAAAGAAGGACACCCCAAGGAAGUGCCUGGUAUCGAGGACAGUGCUGGCAAGCAAAACGCCACAAGCCCCGCAGCCACUUCCUGGUGCCCCUUUAACACAGCAGACUGGGUCUUGCCAGGAAAGAAGACAGGAAACCUCGGCCAGUUAUCCUCAGGAGAAGACAAGUGGCUACUUCGAAAGAAGGCCAAGGAAGUAUUACUUAAUUCACCCAUCCAGGAGGAGCGUAACUUCCCCCCAGACUGCUAUGGUCUUCCAGCAGUUUGUGAUCUCUUUGCCUGUAUGCAGCUUCAAGUUGAUAAAGAAAAGUGGUUGUAUCGAACUCCUCUACAGAUGUGAAGGAAUGGAGUACUCGCAUCAGGCAACUUUUCUGCAAAUUAUCACACUUCCAUGAGUCGAGUGACUACAGCUUGCCAAAUCAUUGUUUCUGGGUCUGAGCAGUCAGCUUAGUUUCUGCCUAAUUUUGAACUAGUGAAGUCAUCAAAUUAUGAGUUACUGCGUAAAAGAAAAAACUCAAUGCUGAGGUGAUCCAGUUCCUUCUUACAGAAGUAUGAAUUCACCCCUACACUAGAAACAGCAUCUUGGUGGAUAGAUAGGUCUCAUAAGCCUCCAUGGCUCCUUAGACUGGUUGUUACUAGUACAUUAAAACACUGUAGUUUUCAAAAUUAAAUAGUUCUAUAAUCAAGGUGUGUUGGCGUAUUCUAAAGCAGUAAACUUCCCUAACCUUUUGAUUACCCUUUAGAUGCUUCCUUUGCUGUGGGUUUUCUACCUUUAGUGGUGAAAAUGAUGAUUCUUCUGUUUAAUAUAUAUUUCACACAAAUAAUUAACCUUCAGAAUAUAGUGAUUUUUUUCUUACCAAAUGUGUAUCAACAAUUUUGAAUUUUUGACAUUACCGAACAUUUUAGCCUACAUGUCAGAGUCUACAUUUUUUUUUUGAAAGAAAUUUAGCUACUUGCAAAUUUGUUUUUCUUUCCUUCUCUGAAUGUUAUUAAAGUGUCUAGUGAGCUCUUUUAGAAGGGUUCCGUGUUGCUUUAAGAUGGUAUUCUGGGUGGUCCUAGCCUCUUUCAAUAUAUUCUGAAGAACUGCAGGCAGAAGAGCCUCAGUGCCAACUAAUCAAAACAAGCAAAAGGCGACAUGUUGGAAAUGCAGUACUUGAACUUCACUAUCCUACCUAAGCGUUAUUGGUGCAUCCUGUGUAAGUGGAAGCUGAGCUUGACACCUGGUGCUUUUAAUGAGGGAUAAAUUCAGUGUCCUCUCACUGCAAGCACAGCAUACCUAUACCUCUAAAAGUAUAAUGCAGUGACAUUUUAGUGAACAGGCUGCUUUGAACACUUGUGCCUUGGGGUGUUUAUUGAAGCUUUAUGAAAACUAUUGAUGUUUUCUUAAUAUCCUUAAAGUCAUAUUCAUAUUUUAAAGUUUCUCUGUAGGAGAGAAAUGGGAUUUAUAAUGUUUAAAAAUUCUCUAAGAUACCAUAGCUGCUUUCCAGGCCUUUAAACUAUUAAGCCACCCAACUUGCCUAUGUGGUACUGGAAACUUUUCAGUUGGUGAUGUGGUCAACUAGAAAGCCCUUUUGGGGAACCUUCACGGUCUGGCAGUGUCGUUUGACAUACAACUUUAUUAGAAUUCUUGAACCACAGCUGAAAAAAGCCUAUUAAUUUUCAGUCUCCCCAGACACCAUUUAGAACUUUAAUAAAGGUGGUGGGUAAAAACUUAAGGAGCCUUUCCAUUAUCUUAGGUUGCAAGAAACUUUGUAGUUUUUGGAGUUUAACACAGUGUAUUCCUAAAUUUACAUUAAUCACUAUGCUAAUGAGUAUGUAAAAGUCUUUUGCAUUGAUGCAUUUUGUACCUUCCUCCAUUAAAAGCAUAACAGCCAUA